AAAAAUCAUGGCGCUAUGCGUGAGGUGGCAUGUGCGAGAUGUUGUCUUACUACUUUGUUUUGUACUAGCCUGCUGUCUUCAAAUUGAAACUAAGAAGGUAAGCGGACGAGACCUCAUCGAGGACGUUGUUGACAUAAAGCAGCACAAGAAGCUUCUUCGCACGAAGAAUGUUCUUAUCCUAUAUACGAAAAACGCUAAGGAAGCUACUGAGCCACUACGAAUAUGCAGCGAUGUUGCAUUGGAACUCAAAGGCCAAGCCACUUUGGCACAUGUUGACUGCUCAGGGGAGGGAAAGAAGCUUUGCAAAAAGCUUAAGGUAGCACCUGAACCGGCAGUUUUGAAACACUACAAGGAUGGCGAAUUUCACAAGGACUAUGACCGGAAGCUGACAGUCACGUCCAUGUCUAACUUCCUAAAAGACCCCACGGGCGACAUACCUUGGGAGGAGGAAGAAGACAGUGCUGAUGUCUAUCACAUUGCUACGAUUGAGGAACUGAAAAGGCUAUUCCAGAAAGAAACGUCACCUGUUCUCAUCAUGUUCUAUGCUCCUUGGUGUUCAUUCUGCAAGAGACUCAAACCAGACUAUGCAAAGGCUGCUACAGAACUCAAGGGUCACUCGGUACUGGCUGCGAUGGACUUGAACAGGCCUGAAAACACAGCUAUUCGUCGACACUACAACAUCACUGUUUGCCCAACGUUCUGUAUUUUGGUAAGGUCUGGAACCUUAAAGCAUCGCUAUGAAGGUGAUAACAACAAGGAUGCCAUUGUUAAGUUCAUGAAAAAUCCACAGCAGCAACCCAAGAAGCAAAAAGAACAAGCUUGGUCAGAUGAGCGUGAUGUUGUUCACUUGACUGAGGAGACAUUCGAGCCAACGCUGCAAAAGAAUCCUUCUGUUCUUGUCAUGUUCUAUGCACCCUGGUGUGGCCACUGCAAGAAGAUGAAACCAGAUGUCUCAGCAGCAGCUACUCUUAAAAGUGAAGGGGUGGCUGGCAUCCUGGCUGCUGUUGAUGCUACCAAAGAAAGAUCACUCGGCUCCCAUUUUAACGUUAGUGGCUACCCAACUGUCAAGUACUUUGAAAACGGUGUCUUUGCCUACGAUGUUAACCUGAGGGUGGCUUCAAAGAUUGUGGAAUUCAUGAAAGAUCCCAAGGAGCCUCCGCCCCCUCCCCCCGAGCAGCCGUGGAGCCAGGUGAAGAGUGAGGUCGUCCACCUCGACGAGGAAACAUUCAAGCCAUUCUUAAAGCGCAAGAAGCAUGCCCUGGUUAUGUUCUAUGCACCAUGGUGUGUUCACUGUAAGAGAGCCAAGCCUGAAUUCCAGGCAGCAGCAGAGGAGCUUAAAGAUGACCCUAAGGUGGCUCUUGCAGCAGUGGACUGCACAGAGCACAGUGGUGUCUGCAAUGCCUACGAUGUUGCUGGCUAUCCUACAUUCAAGUACUUCAGCUAUCUCAAGACAGUAUCUGAGUAUCACAAGGGAAAGACGACAGCAGAUUUUGUGAGCUUCAUUCGAGACCAGAGCGGCACAUCAGCCGCACCCACGCCUGCAGCCACAUCACCUACAACACCGAAACCAAAGCCAAAGUCUUGGUGGGAUGACUUGCCUGGAAGCAACCAUGUCCAUUUGCUAAAAUCGGGAGACUUUCAGUCGUACCUUGACAGCCAAGAAUCUGUGUUGGUGAUGUUUUACGCCCCAUGGUGCAAGUUUAGUCAAGAACUGAAGCCUACUUUUGCUGCAGCUGCUUUACGGUUGUACACCGAGCAAGUACCAGGCAAGCUAGCAGCAGUUGACGCAUCAGAAGAGAAGACCCUCGCUUCCAAGUGGAAAGUAAACAGCCUUCCCGCACUCAAGUAUUACAGGCAAGGAAAGUUUGUUGCCGACUAUGACAAAGGAAAGAACACCGUUGAGGACCUGGUUGCAUAUCUUAAGAGUCCUCCAGUUGCAGCCAAGAAAACCGAGCUAUGAGAUGACACUGCGUCAACGUCGCCUGUCAUAACUUUGGCCAGGCUGUCUAAAGCUCAGUGCUGCAGCAACAUUUCCUGUUCUCAUCCGCGC
This is a messenger RNA of Rhipicephalus sanguineus (brown dog tick), 2050 nucleotides long. RefSeq names its product protein disulfide-isomerase A5-like. Gene Ontology annotation, biological process: protein folding. Gene Ontology annotation, molecular function: protein disulfide isomerase activity. The record is from RefSeq and is a predicted model, not a curated record. Lineage: Eukaryota; Metazoa; Arthropoda; Arachnida; Ixodida; Ixodidae. Gene Ontology annotation, cellular component: endoplasmic reticulum.